Molecule: messenger RNA, 655 nt
Organism: Dendrobium catenatum
Lineage: Eukaryota; Viridiplantae; Streptophyta; Magnoliopsida; Asparagales; Orchidaceae
Exons: 1
Coding region: 20-517 (165 amino acids)
Source: RefSeq, a predicted model, not a curated record
CCUUCCCCCCCUUCGCCAAAUGGAGCUGUUCGGAACGCCGCCGGAAGAUUUCCUCGUUUCCUCCGCCGCCGGCUCGAUGUGGACUUGGGUAGCUGUUCUCACGGCUGCCCUCGGCCUUUGGCGUAUCCGCACCGCUGGAUCCAAAUCCAACGCUCCUCCCGCCAUAAUCUCUCCGCCACCACCGCCGCUGCCGCCGAGGACACUGAUGGCUCAACUGGUGAAGGAAGAGAUCCGGACGACCAAGGAACGGUUCACGAUGGUCUACUCAUCUUAUUCGGCAGAGGAAGGCGGCGAUGAUGAAUGCGAUGAGAUCCGGGAAGAGGAAGAGGAGCUCGUCGGCGGUGCAGAGGCGGACGGAGAGUUGGCGGCGCCGUUAGAGCGGUCGGAAUGUAUGGGCGAGUGGGUGAGGAAGAGAAGUGAUUUGGGGUGGUACCGUUAUCAGGAUAGGAUGGCCAUUAACGGCAGCGUUGUUCGUCUUUGGUGCGGCGGAGGGCUCAGGCGGAGGCUGUAUUCGUAGGACGGGAAUUUAGGAAGUAAGGAUCCUUAUGAUUCUUGUGCAAUGCGUAUAUAGUUAACUAUAUAGUUAUAUUAUUGUUAAAACUUAGUUAUGUUAAGUUUUUUAUGGUUCUUAUUAAAAAAAAAACUUUCUAACCUA